AUGACAAAUUCAGAACAACAUUGUAUUUUUAACGAAGAAGAUGUACUUUAUGAAGAAGAAAUAUUAAGAAAUCCAUAUUCAGUUAAACAUUGGCAACGAUAUAUUGAUCAUUUAAAAUCCUCAAAACAUUUAAGUUUGAAUCUAGUCUAUGAGCGGGCUCUUAAGGAACUACCAGGAAGUUAUAAAUUAUGGUACAAUUAUCUAAGACAUAGAGUGAGUCAACUAAAGGAUCGAUGUAUUAUAGAUCCACUUUUUGAUAUUGUGAAUAAUGCUUUUGAAAGAGCAUUAGUAUUCAUGCAUAAAAUGCCUCGAAUUUGGAUGGAUUAUUGUUCAUUAAUGACAGAGCAAGGUUAUAUUACUCAAACUCGUCAUAUUUUUGACCGUGCUCUUAGAGCUCUUCCUAUAACACAACAUCACAGAAUUUGGCCUCUUUAUAUCGACUUUGUAAAGAAACAUAAUGUUCAUGAAACUGCAGUUCGAAUUUUCAGAAGAUAUUUAAAAUUAGCACCAGAAGAAACAGAAGAAUAUAUUGAUUACCUUAUUUCAAUAGACAGAUUGGAUGAAGCUGCUAUGAAGCUUGCAAAUAUUGUUAAUCAAGAUGAUUUUGUAUCAAAAUAUGGAAAAUCUAAACAUCAACUUUGGAAUGAACUUUGUGAUUUAAUAUCAAAAAAUCCUACAAAAAUUAAAUCUCUUAAUGUAGAUGCUAUAAUCCGUGGUGGAUUACGGCGUUAUACUGAUCAAGCUGGUCCUCUUUGGAAUGCAUUGGCAGAUUAUUAUGUUCGAAGUGGUCUUUUUGAAAGAGCUAGAGAUAUAUAUGAAGAAUCUAUACAAACUGUAACGACUGUAAGAGAUUUUUCACAAGUUUUUGAUGCUUAUGCACAAUUUGAAGAGCUGAGUCUUAAGAAACGAAUAGAGGAAGCUUCUGAAGUCCCCAUAGAGGAUGAUGAUAUUGAUUUAGAAUUAAGAUUAGCAAGAUUUGAAAAUCUUAUGGAAAGAAGAUUACUAUUACUUAAUUCUGUUUCGUUGAGACAAAAUCCUCAUAAUGUAUUAGAUUGGCAUAAAAGAGUAGAAUUAUAUCAAGGUCAACCUCAUGAGAUAAUAAAUACAUACACAGAAGCUGUGCAAAUAGUACAACCACAUUUAGCUGUUGGAAAAUUGCACACUUUAUGGGUAGCUUUCGCAAAGUUUUAUGAAAAAAAUGAACAAAUUUCAGAUGCUAGAACUAUAUUUGAAAAAGCAGUACUUGUUCCUUACUUAAAAGUAGAUGAUUUAGCUUCAGUCUGGUGCGAAUGGGCUGAAAUGGAAAUACGAUAUGGUUUUAACAAAGAUGUAUUAAAGCUUAUGCAUCAAGCUACAGCGAUGCCUUCUAGGAAAGUUGCGUAUCACGAUGAGACUGAAACUGUGCAAAUGAGAUUAUAUAGGUCUUUAAAAAUUUGGUCCAUGUAUGCUGAUCUUGAAGAAAGUUUUGGAACUUUUAAAACUUGUAAAGCUGUUUAUGAUAAAAUAUUAGAUUUAAAAAUUGCAACUCCUCAAAUAAUUAUAAAUUAUGGUUUAUUUCUCGAAGAAAAUAAUUACUUUGAAGAAGCUUUUAGAGCUUAUGAGAAAGGUAUCGCAUUAUUUAAAUGGCCAAACGUUUUUGAUAUUUGGAAUACAUAUCUUACUAAAUUUUUAAAACGUUAUGGUGGCUCAAAAUUAGAAAGAACUCGUGAUUUGUUUGAACAAUGCCUUGAACAUUGUCCUCGAAAAUAUGCGAAAGCUUUCUAUCUUUUAUAUGCUAAAUUAGAAGAAGAGCAUGGACUAGCUAGACAUGCAAUGUCAGUGUAUGAACGAGCUACAAAUGCUGUUUUACCUGAAGAACAAUUUGAAAUGUUCAAUAUAUAUAUAAAAAAAGCUGCAGAUAUUUAUGGUGUUCCAAAAACAAGAGAGAUUUAUGAAAAAGCAAUAGAUAUUUUAAGUGAAGAAAAGACGAGAGAAAUGUGUUUACGAUUUGCAGAAAUGGAAACUAAAUUAGGUGAAGUUGAUAGAGCUAGAGUAAUCUAUGCUCACUGUAGUCAAAUCAGUGAUCCAAGAGUUUCUUGUAGUUUCUGGCAAAUAUGGAAAGAUUUUGAAGUGAGUCAUGGCAAUGAAGAUACAAUGCGCGAAAUGCUUAGAAUAAAGCGAAGUGUGCAGGCUAUGUAUAAUACACAAGUAAAUAUGAUGUCUGCACAAAUGCUUAAUACUUCUACAAAUCAAAUAAAUGAAUCAAUAGAUGUUAUGAAACUUCGAAAUAAUAAAAUUUCUGAAACUGUUGACAUUAUUAGAUCAACGCAAACAAUUAAUUUUAUUCGUGAAACCAUGGAAGAAAGUAAUAAAUUUGAUCUUCGAAUUAUUAAUCCAGAUGAAAUUAAUAUUGAAAUGAAUUCUGAUGAUGAUAAUAGUGAUAUCAAUGAAAUGGAAGAUAUUCCCAUUGAAAAACAAAUUAUUCCAGUUCAAGUAUUUGGUGGUUUAAAAAAUGAUUAGAAAUACUAUGAAUAUGUGGAUUUAUAAAAUGCAGAUCGUUAUACACUUGAGAAUCAUCAAUAUCAGUUUCACCUUGUAUUGUAACUUGUUUUUUUCU
Molecule: messenger RNA, 2596 nt
Organism: Ceratosolen solmsi marchali
Lineage: Eukaryota; Metazoa; Arthropoda; Insecta; Hymenoptera; Agaonidae
Gene: fand
Product: Pre-mRNA-splicing factor SYF1 fand
Exons: 16
Coding region: 1-2499 (832 amino acids)
Biological process (GO): mRNA splicing, via spliceosome; generation of catalytic spliceosome for first transesterification step
Cellular component (GO): post-mRNA release spliceosomal complex; Prp19 complex; U2-type catalytic step 2 spliceosome
Molecular function (GO): protein binding
Source: RefSeq, a predicted model, not a curated record